Cololabis saira (Pacific saury) is the source of this 2071-nucleotide messenger RNA. It is a transcript of the gene polr2m, whose product is annotated as RNA polymerase II subunit M. Gene Ontology annotation, biological process: intracellular signal transduction; transcription elongation by RNA polymerase II. NCBI's taxonomy places the organism in Eukaryota, Metazoa, Chordata, Actinopteri, Beloniformes, Belonidae. Bases 229 to 1302 code for a protein of 357 amino acids. Gene Ontology annotation, cellular component: nucleus; intracellular anatomical structure. The transcript has 4 exons. Gene Ontology annotation, molecular function: transcription elongation factor activity. The record is from RefSeq and is a predicted model, not a curated record.
CGGCAGUAGAGCGCUACUUACAAUAGUUCACUUCCGCACCCGAAGAAGAAACAAGACUACUUUGAAAUGUUGUGGCGACAUGUGCAAAGCGGUGUGAAAUCCACCUCUUGAAUACGUUUCUGGAUCUGGUUGAGAAUAAACGACACGCCAUUUGUUAUUGGUUUCACUUUGGUAACUUUUGCCAGUGAUCUUGCGGAUGGCCGCGGCUGUUGUGUGUUUGUAGCAGGGAUGUCCUCGCCGUGGAGGGACACGGAGCGCCAGGUUCCCCGGACAGAGCUGAGCCAGCAGAGCAGAGCUGAGCUGCAGGAGCUGCUGCUGCGACACCAAAACAUCCUCAACAACAAGAAACUGUUGCAGACUCUUCCCGACAAAGGUAAAAAGGUUAAAGACCUUGUAGAGAAUGUACUUCUUGCCAUUGAAAAGCGCGAUGAAGAGGAGAGGAGGCACAGCCUGAUAACUGCAGCCAGGACAGAGUUGCAGUCCAAAUACCAGCAGGCUUUCACUAACCAGCAGCGUGGUUUCUCCACAACACCAGCAUCUUUGGAGCCAAACAGGAGGAAUAAGGAUUCUGCAGGACAUGUCGUACAAGAGAGGGAGACCUCAUCUGUCUCUACAGAUUUGCAGGAAAACACCACUUUGGACAAGCAACAGGACCAGUCUCUCUCCAGAGCAGCUCUUGUUGAAACCAUGGAAACGGGUGCUGCUGCUGGGGUCUCUCUGACAUCUAGGGAGACUAAAGAGGAGGAACUUGUCGAAGCGUUGGACAGUGUUAGGCUGUCAGAAACUGAUACUGGAGAAUCCAAAGAACAUUUAAUCAGCAGUGUAAAAGACAAUUACUUUCUCCUGAAGCAGCCACCAAAAACACCUCACUAUAUAACUGUCCUGAAUAAAGCAGAGACAUCAUCAGCUCCCAGAAGGCAAAAGUUCAAACCGAAUCAGUUGGCAAGAAAUAACAUUUCUCCGUCAGGAUCCUCGUCACCUGGCCUUUCACCUGGAAGGUCGUCACCGCUCUCUACUCAGGCCAGGAGGGAGCGAGACAGAAAACAUCUGGAUGACAUCACUGCAGCCAAACUCCCUCCUCUCCACCACAGUCCAGCACAACUUUUGUCUCUGGAGGAGUCAUCCGUCCUCCUGAGAGAACAAACCAAACGGCAGCAGGAGUUGCAUGCCAAGCUGGCAGCCCAGAAACUGUCUCAGGGACUGAAAAUCUCCAUGGGGAGCUACACUCCUGACGGUGGCCCCAUGGCUGCCUACAGAGAAGUUAACGAUGAAGAAACCCAGCUCUCCUCUGAGGAGGACUGAUACUGGAGGGCCGGCCGGGGAAACCGGUACAACCUUGACCGCGAUGGGAACAGCCUUUGGAACUCAUGAUGAACCAUCAGGCAGGAUUUUUAGUCCCAGAGGUGGCUGAGUGUAAAUGUUGGUAUCUCAGACUCAGAAACUUGACUGUCAAGUUUGGAAACUAGAUCAUUUAAUUUUAUUUCAUUUAGUGUUGCGGUGAGUUGUUUCCAAGUCUUGACAUCAUGGUUUUCAGAGCUUGGGGGUGCUGUACUUUGAGAAUGUUGAUAAUGAUUUGCACUUAAAGCUCAUUAAUGUGUGGAGCUGCGUUUACAGUUUUAUCCAGGAAACCCAAAUUGUAUAAAAAUUGUGUCAGAAUGAAUAUGAACUAUAACCUUAUGAAUACAUCUGAUCGCCCAGAUGUUUAUGUAAAGAUGGCUGGGGUGGAUGCUGUGGGUAAAAUUAUUGUUAGAAGAUCCUACUUUUUCUUGACUAACAUGACCUGGCUGACUGACAAUAAAGGGAAUGGUUUUCUUGUCAAUAUCUAAUUUACCCCACAAUUUACAAGCUUAAAGUUGCAUGUUCAUUUUUAUUCUUUAUUGUUGAUGAAUAAAAAUGUCAUCUUUGGAGAAGCACAGUUGAGUGGACACCUCAUAUCUCAGUGUUCUGUCAUUUUUUCAAAUUCUUUUCAUAAGUCAUUGCUACUGGUUACCCAUCAUCUGCCAAUAGUUUGAAACAAAUGAGAGGUUUUAUUCAGUUCAGGACUGAACCUCAUAAAUCUGAUCCCCAAAUC